AUGGUCGACGCAUUACAAACUAUAAUUCGAGGUCAGAUGGGAGUUCAAUUUAAUAGUCUUCGUGCCGAUAAAUUAGAUCUUCGUCAAGUCCAUCCUAUAAUCAACAGACGUAUGCAACGAGGUGGUAAUGUUUCCAGAUUCCCCCCGCAAAUGUUAUUGAUAUCCGC
Messenger RNA from Acaulospora colombiana, 167 nucleotides. The record is from the annotation of a GenBank genome assembly. NCBI's taxonomy places the organism in Eukaryota, Fungi, Glomeromycota, Glomeromycetes, Diversisporales, Acaulosporaceae.